GGCGGUAACGAAGAAUCAGAUGGCAGAGUCAGCGUGUUGGGGCACACCUUUGACAGAUAAUCCUGAGAACCGUCCGUCGAAGCUUUUUGAAUGAUACCUAGCUGUAAGACGUCUACAAAGACCAUUUGAAAGACUGUCAAACUCGUUUUUCGCAGCUGGGCUGAAUGGGGGCACACUGCCCAUAUUGCGAAGCAACUGACAUAGAUUCGAUCUCUUACAGGAGUUCAGCUGCUAACGUUGCAGUUGUCUUAUUUCUAUAGCCUACCUGGAUAAACAGCGACGAGGCUCGCAGUUUUGUCAUAACCCGAAAUACUAAGGUAGUAGCCUAUUUGGGUUCCGGAAUCUGCUCGCAUGCAUUUUCGUUUAGAAGCCGAAUUACCCUACAAACAACCGCUACCUCUAGCUAGGCUAGUUUACCGAAUACUCCGUUGAUUCACAUCUAAAAUUAAAUAGCCAAAAUUAAAUAUUACGUUUACUAUCACAUGGCAGCACAAUUAUAACCGCGACCACGACGUUUUUAGCCAUGCUCUAUGUUUAGAAUGCUUGAACCUACUUCUUCUAGCCACGUAGUUGAACUAUUUAGCUCGCCUGUCACUCUCUGCCGAUGACAGGUGCCUGUGAAAAUACGGAGCACAACAAAGGACAAGAAAAGAACAGGAAUUCUUAAGUGUACGAUCUAUAUUACAAGGGGUGAUCGGCAAAGCGAUACGCGACAUAAAACGUAAUUAAGUGUAAUUAGUAAAGUUUCAGUCACGUAAAGGCUACACUACAGGCUCAGUUGCACUCAAUGGAAUUUUAUCGGGCUAGGCUACACGUUUAGGUAGGCUAUGCUAAGAUCAGUUCGGUAAAUCAUGUUUAUGUAGUUAGAUUCUAAACAACAACUUUCCAAAAAUAAUUAACUUUUACUAAAAGCAAAAAUAGCAGUUAAGACUGCAAUCAUAAAAGGUGAUAUUCAAUUUCACAUGCUUGGUCAUGCUUGGAUGCAACUGUCAUACUAGAGCUGUUGUAUUUCUGUAGCUAGGUGUAGCCUAGAUCACGAUAGCUUGCGCGCAAAUAACAAAACAAAAUGUGUGCGGCAACCGAAAACGAAAUUUUAGACCACCAACAAUGUCAGCCAUCCCCGCAACCUCAAAACGGCGUUGACUUGGUUUGUGACAGGAGUAAAAUUCUGCCCCCGUUCAGCGUUGUGUUAGCCACCGUUCUGUAUUUUGCGGAGUUCAUCAGUGCGGCGAUCAUUUGUAGCAUGUACAAUGAGACAGACGACCGCGUCUGGAUGGGACUUACUAUCACUUUCAUGUUAGUGCCAGCUGUGCUGAUACAGCUGGCCCUGACUUUCAUCCACCGAGAUUUGGGAAGAGACCGGCCUCUCGUUCUUUUUUUACAUCUCCUACUUUUGGGACCGCUUAUCAGGUGUAUCGAGGCCUUGGGGAUAUACUUCCAGGCCGGUCGGAAGGAGGAGCCGUACGUCACCAUCUCCCGGAAGAUCAAGCUCAAGAAUGGCCAGGGAACACCCAUGGAGUGGGAGAUUGGCCACUCGGAGCGCAAGCUGGCCGCCCACCGCAACGCCUUCAAACGCACCGCCGUCAUCCAGGCCUUCCUGGGCUCCACCCCUCAGCUCACCCUACAGCUCUACGCCACCAUCCAGGAGAAAUACUUGCCAAAUGCCAGAGUGGUCCUUAUCGCCAUCACGCUCGUCUCCAUCACCUACGGGGCCGUGGUGUGCAGUGUGCUCGCCAUCCAGAUCAAGUACGACGACUACAAGGUGCGGCUGCGCCCUGUGGCCUACGUGUGCAUGGCGCUGUGGCGGGGGCUGGAGAUCGCCACUCGAACCACAGCCCUCGUGCUCUUCAGCACGGCGCUCACCUACUGGGUGGUGCCCGUGGGGCUGGCCAACCUGCUCUUCUUCUUCUUCCUGCCCUGGGUGGAGUUCUGGCGGAGGAAGGCCUCGCUGCCCGAGAACGUGGAGAAGAACAUGAGCAAGCUGGGCACCACGGUGGUGCUGUGCAUGGUCACCUUCCUCUACGCCUGCAUCAACAUCUUCUGCUGGUCGGCGGUGCAGCUGAACCUGGCCCACCGCGACCUCAUCGAGAAGCAGAUGAGCUGGGGCCGCCUGGCCCUGUACUACUCGGCCCGCUUCCUGGAGAACGUCUUCCUGGUGCUCAUGUGGUACUUCUUCAAGACGGACUUCUACGAGUACGUGUGCAGCCCCCUGCUGGCCGUGCAGCUGCUGAUAGGCUACAGCCUGGCCGUCCUCUUCAUGAUGCUGUUCUACCAGUACUGCCACCCCUGCCGGCGCCUCUUCAGGCACAACGUGGCCGACUGCCUGCGCUGCGUGUGCUGCAGGAGGGGCGCCCGCAGCAUCCCCUCCACCCCCAGCGACGCCGCCGCCGCCGCCGAGACGCUCCCGCUCCCCCCCGACCUCACCAGCCAGCUGGGCGACUACGAGGCGGCGCUUUUCGAGGAGGUCGAGGCCGUGGACUGAGCGGGCCGCUCUUCGGCGUCGCACGGAGAGACGGGGAGAAGAAAAAAGCUCCCACGGAUGAGCUUUUCUUACUGUAGGGAUGGACGGUCAGGAAAACUGUCUGGCCUCGUUCAGACAUCUGCACUACGGACACUCGGGGUGAUUCCUAAAAGCUGUCAUAUCAGAUCCAAGCAGUGAUAUCCUAAACUGAUUCUUAAAAGUAGCAUCCAAACGAUUGCUGUCAGCUUAUUAACACAUACUCUUUGCAGUACAUUAAUGUGCAGGUAACAAGAACAAAUAAACUUAGAACACGCGCGAGUGCUAUUAUGGAAAGAAUUGAAGGCAGGUUCUGCUGAUGCAUGCAUGUAUACACGGGGGGACUAUGUAUAAAAAGGGCUGUAAUUUCUACAUGGAUCACCAGAUAUGGACGUAAAUUAAAUCAAAUUAAAGGUCACUCUGCACUUUAA
Anguilla rostrata (American eel) is the source of this 2928-nucleotide messenger RNA. Its product is annotated as endoplasmic reticulum membrane adapter protein XK-like. The record is from RefSeq and is a predicted model, not a curated record. The transcript is spliced from 3 exons. NCBI's taxonomy places the organism in Eukaryota, Metazoa, Chordata, Actinopteri, Anguilliformes, Anguillidae. Gene Ontology annotation, cellular component: membrane. The coding region runs from base 1067 to 2482 and encodes 471 amino acids.